AACUUAACAUACCUUACCAUACCAAGAUUCAGAAUGAAGUGUGUAGCUAUUUUUGCCGUUGCUAUGGUUAUGGUGAUGAUGCCUGAAUCCGAGGCUCUGUUGAAUCUGUUGAAUGGAGGUGGAGGUAAUGGCGGUCUGCUCGGUGGUGUUUUGGGAAAUAACGGUUUACUGGGAGGUAUCUUAGGAUCAAACGGUUUACUCGGAGGUCUGUUGGGACAAAAUGGUUUAGUUGGAGGUCUGUUGGGAUCAAAUGGUUUAGUUGGCGGUGUUUUGGGAGGAAACCGACAAUCAGUUGAAGCCAGUGCCAUGGUUUUGGCUAAACUGAACGCUGGAAUCAGUGAUGGUGUCGUUACUAAAGCUGAACUGGGAGCUGCUUUGAAUUUGGGUGGUGGCGAUUUGGAUGGUAUCUUGGCUAACAUCGAUCUCAACGUUGAUGCUAAAAUUGAUUUGAAAGAACUUCUAGAUCUGGAAAUCCUGGUUGUCUUACAAGGUCUUUUAGGUUUAGAUCUAGGUAACAUCUUAGGUAACCUUAGCAACUUGGGUAACCUCGGUAACAUUGGAAACCUUGGUAACCUAGGAAAUGUUGGUAACGUUGGAAACCUUCUCGGUCGAUAAAUUUCACUGAUUUUGUCAACAUGAAAUAUGAAAUAAAAAAUUGAGCAAUU
This is a messenger RNA of Lottia gigantea (owl limpet), 665 nucleotides long. RefSeq lists its product as hypothetical. The record is from RefSeq and is a predicted model, not a curated record. Lineage: Eukaryota; Metazoa; Mollusca; Gastropoda; Lottiidae. The transcript has 4 exons. The coding region runs from base 34 to 615 and encodes 193 amino acids.